Drosophila virilis is the source of this 5283-nucleotide messenger RNA. RefSeq names its product Rho GTPase activating protein at 18B (gene RhoGAP18B). The record is from RefSeq and is a predicted model, not a curated record. Lineage: Eukaryota; Metazoa; Arthropoda; Insecta; Diptera; Drosophilidae. Gene Ontology annotation, cellular component: cytoplasm. Gene Ontology annotation, biological process: signal transduction; regulation of GTPase activity.
UAAUAAACGAUGAUGCAGCAUAAUAAUAAUAACAAACAGUGCGAUAAACGCGUGUGAUAGUGAAAGAGCGAAAGAUAGAGAAAGAAAGAAGAAGGGAGAGUGAGAGACGGCGAGUAAACGAACCGACAAAGCAAAACGAAAUGCCGCAACAAGUGGAAAUGAAAAGCAGCAAACGCAACAGCAGCGAAAUCGGCGACAACAACAAAAAGCAGCACAUUUCCAAUCAGAACGAGGCGACAUACACGCAGCUGCGCAGCAAGCGCAGUCGCCAACAGCAGCAGCAGCAUAUCUAUGAGAAUCUGCCCGUUUCGGCAGCGUCGCAGCAGCUGCGCAAAUACUUUCGCCGCGAGGUGAUCUACGAAAAUCUGUGCCGCGGCUGCGGCUAUGGCGUCUUUGCAGCCCAAGGUCGCUACUGUCACUUCUGUCAGUGCAUUGUCAGCGGCAGCGUCGUCGCAGCGCUGCAACAACAGACGCAGCCGCAGCCGCAGCCACAGUCGACGUCGCCAACCAACAGCAGCGAAUGCAAUAUAUAUGAGAACAUUUGUGAGCUCUGCCGCGGCAUCUACAGCGACAGCGAACAAUGUGAGUGUGCAACAAGUGCCACGCCCACAUCAGCUCUAAUUAACGAGAAGCCCCAGUUGCCAACGUCACCGCCACCGCCGCUGCUUUCGCUGCCGCCACAAGCCUUUGCCGCUGCUUCGGCCGCUGCCUCUGCCAAGUCUGGCAAAUCGCGCACUUUGCUAAACUACUCGAAGUCGAGCGCUGCGACGCUGACGCGUCUCUUUGGCUCGCUGAAGCAAUUGAAUCGCUCCGGUUCGCUGCAGCGUCGCCUGUUUCAAAGGGAGGGCGGCGCUGCCAAGGCUGGCGUCGGCAGCGGCGGCUCCCUGGAGAUCAUUCACAAUGUGGACGAAGUUUUUCGGACGCAGGAAACGUUCGAUAUGCAGCGCAUCUGCGAGCUGAAGCGUCAGCUGCAGUGCAGUCGCAGCGAUCAGCAUAUCUAUGGCAGGCUGCGGGCCGAACGCGAGCCGCAGCCAGAGUCUGAGGCGGCGUCGACGCCAGCGCCAGCACCGGAGUCGCAGCCAGAGGAAGAGAGUGUAACGGAUCUGGCACGCAAAAAGCCGCGCAUUUCGCGCAUGCGCCUGCUGCGUCAAGAUGAACAGCAGCCGACGCCAGCAGCGACGUCAACGUCGGCGCUCUAUUUAAAUGAAAGCAUAUGCCAGUGGAUGAACGCGCUGCGACGCGAGCUGCACAGCUACGAGGAUGCAAACGGCGGCGUCGGCUGUCAACAGCCCAAAGCCGUACCGCCUGCCUACGAGCGAGAGCGAGAGCGGGAACGGGAGCGGGAGCAAGAGACAGAUUCGGUGAUGCUGCGACGCAACGAGGCAGUAGCCGAGGAAGCAGCAGUAGCAGCAGAGCCUGCGCUGCAGCAGCGUUUGGUAAACGAUUUUAAGCGCAAGCUGCUGGCCAAGCGGGAGCAGCAGCAGCAGCAGCAUUUCCAAUUAGACAAUCAAUUGGAAGCCCAAUUAGCGCCUCAAUGCGAGGCGCUGCUUAACGAUCGGCGUCGACGUCGCUGCGGCAUCAAUGAGCGCCACGAUGCGGCCUUUGUUUGCGAAUUUCUCAGCGGGUUGGCGGUCAGUGAGCAGGCAACGGCAGCCGAAACGUUUGAAUUAACAGUUGCGCCUGCGCCGACGCAGGCGGCUGCGGCCACAACAAUAGCAGCGGCAGCGCUGCUCGCAGGGCGUCUAUCGCUGCCUCAGCUAUGGCAGAGCGCUGCGCUUGCGGCCAGUCUGCACCGCAGCGUCAUUUGCUUCUUUGGCUAUGACAAAUUACUGAGCGCCUUUUUGCAUAGCAGCCAGCGUCGACAGCGACUGCGCAGCGUCGCUAUUGAGCGCUGGCUGCGACGCUAUCGCCGGCUCUGCGAGAGCGACAGCAACAGCAGCGCUGAGCGUGAGUCAGCGCUGCGGCAACGGCAACGGCAACGGCAACGGCAAAGACGACGCCUAUUGGGGCCGCCGUCAUUGGAGCUGGCAGUUGUGCCAGCGACGCCAGCGAGUGACGACGUAGCGGUCGUAUGGCGUGUCGGCAGCGUUAGCGAUACAAUUGAGCAGAGCGAGAGCGAGAUCGUGAGCGCGUGCGUGCGUGAGAAAGAGUGCGAGAGCGAGUCACAAACGCGAUCGGUGUGUGGCAGCAGCAGCGGCGUCGUUGUCGGCAGCGUCAGUAGCAGCGCGCUGAUGGCGGCACCCAAGCAAAGCGGCGACGCUCAGCGCUCCAGCUGCGACGACAGUGAAAACAAUAGCAAUUAUAACAACACCAACAACAACAACAAUAACAAGGAGCAUGAUAAUAAUUGUGUGAUUAAAGUGCGACGUCCCGCCCCUCAGGUGCCGGUGCGUAAUCCCAGCACAUCGCUUACGAAGCCACGAAAUGAGAUUGACAAUGAGCAUGAGAAUGCCAACAACAACAAUGCGCUGGAAGAGACAGCUGGGCAGAAGAAUGAGGAUGAGCAAGAGCAUGCACAGGAGGAGGCGGAGGAAGAGGAGGAGGAGUCCAUUUAUCAGACCAUAUGGCAAUUUAAAACCCUGGAGCCAGUGCCAGACGGCAAUGAUGAAGACUUUGAGAUCAUCGCAGCGCCCGACGCGGGCAGCGAUGAUGACGCAGACGUCGACGUCGACGUUGACAUCGAUGUCGAAACGUUAACUCUGCAAGCAGCCGCAGCAUUUGCUGCCGGCGCACGUCACAAGCUGACUAAGCAGGCGACGCCAACAGCGUCGCCGCUGCCGUCGCCAACGGCGUCCAUGGAUCAGGGCGCCUGGGAGACGGACGAUGAGUUCAUGUUUGCCAAAGCGGACGAACAGCAGCAGCAGCAGCAGCAGCGGGAGCAGCACCCAGAGACUCUUAGCGUGGGCAGCACAGUGACAAAUAGUACGGCAACGCUUGGCUCCAUUAGCAGCGCCGGCAGCAGCAGCAUUGGCAGCGGCAGAGAUGUGAAUGUAGCGACUUCGUCGGCAACGCAGACGCUGACGCAUCCGCUGCUGCGCAACAUUUGCAUCUUCUACAGUCUCAAGGAGCCGCAGAAAUAUAGCGCCAUCUUUUACGACUAUCAGCGCUCGCAGAUACACCAGCGCUUCAUGACGCGCAUACGACGCCCGGCGCCGCCGCUGCCGUCAAUAGCGUCAGCGUCAGCGUCAGCGUUGACAGCGACUGCGAAGGCGACUGCAUUUGGGCCUGCAGCUGCAACGGCAGCUAUGUCGCCCAGCAACGAUGACAGCGGCUGCAGCUGCGAGGCUGAAAGCGAGGAUCUAUCGGAUCAAAUACUGCAUCCACUGAAAGAAGAUUGGGCUCUGGCCGUUCUCGCAGCGGCAGCGAGCACCAAACGGGGCGUCGCUGCACGCGCCGGCCGCAAGCUGCGCGUACGUUCCAGGGCCCGCCUGCUCGUAUCCACCUCGGUGCUGGCGUGGCGUGAGCAGCUCCAAGAUGUCAACUGUUGUGAGGAUGAGGAAGAUAUGAUUGUGCCAGUGACUGAUAUUCUGCGUGCCCAGCAAAUCCAGGAGGACAACGAGGUGCAGCAGUCCCAGCAGACGACCAUAUUGCAGCGCUUCAAGAGCGCCUCCAUUGGCAAUCUUGUCGAUCUGCCCGGCGAGGAUGACAAGAAGUCCAUCAAGAAUCGCAUGCGCAUGAAAUUUGCAGUCAACAGCAAUGUGUUUCGACUCAAUCGAUCGCCCAAGAGCGAAAAGAAAUCGCGCACACGUCGCAGCCAAGUGAAUAGCCUCUGCUUGGAUGAACAGUCCAAGUAUCCGCUGUUUGGCGCCCGUCUGAACGCCCUGGAGCUAAACAUGUCGGACCAUCCGUAUGUGCCGCGUUUCGUUGUCGAUGUUUGCGCCCACAUCGAGCGUGCCGACUGCAUUGAACAGGAUGGCAUCUAUCGCGCGAGCGGCAACAAGCUGCUCGUCGAUGAGCUGAAGCGCAAGCUGACCCACCUCUACGAUCCACGCUGCCUGCAAACUGAUGACAUACACACGCUAACCAGCCUCCAUAAGCAGUUCUUUCGCGAGCUGCCCGCCCCGCUGAUCACACAGGAGGCCUACGAGCGACUGGGACGGUGUCUCACCGACGAUGCCGCCAUCGAGCGGAUGCGUUUGGCCUUCGAUGAGAUGCCCGAACCGAAUCGCUCUACGCUCCGGUUCCUCAUCAAGCAUUUGACCAACGUUGCAGCGUCGAGCAGCUCGAACCGGAUGCCUGCCUCAAACCUGGCCAUUGUCUGGGGACCCUGCUUGCUGGCUGCGAACGAUAUCAAUUUCGAUAUCGGUCGAAUGAAUAUGCUAGCCAAGGUGUUAAUUGAGAACUAUGACCGUAUAUUUCGUCCUGCUAAUGAGCGACUUGUCUGUUAAAUCUAUAUAUACAACGGCAAAGCAACAGACAACAAUUCCAAGGAAAACAUCACACAAAUUGUGCGCCGCAUAGGAGAAGCGCUUUCAAUUAAUAUUAAUACACAUUUUCAAUCAAUUAUUGCAAUAAUUAUUUUCUUUUUUUUUAUGUGUCUUGCUACCUUCUUUUUUUUUUUCUGUGCUUAUCUUAAUGUUUAUUUAUUGUUAAACAAAAUGUUCGAGACCCGAACAUUUCUUGUAGUCGAAUUCAGCAAACAAGCAAAAUACUUACCAAAAAGACAGUAGACUAAGUUAAUGCUAAUUACUAGACGCAUGUACAAUAUGAUAUAUGCCGUACAGUGAACGCUAGCUAUGGCGCACCACACACACACACACACAUACACACACAUGACUCACAUAUUAAGUAUAUAUAUUAUUAUACAAAUAUGCGUAGAUAUAUUCUUGAUUUACAUAUUUUUUUUUUUUUAUAUCUUUACCUUGGUUUUGACAAUGUGACCAAAUACUUAGAAGCAUACUCUAGGCAUUAUCUAUGCAUAAUGUUCAUUAGCGAUAUAUCAAAACAAAUACAUAUACAUGCACACAUAUACGUAUAUAUAAUUGCAUAUGUAUAUGUAUAUAUUAUAUCAUAACUGUCAUGUGAUAAGAUUUGCCGCCGUAGUGUCUUUUUUUUUGUUUUUUUUUUUUAAUGUCUCUAAUAUAAUUAGCUAUGUACAUUUACUGUAUACAUAUAUAUGCUAAAAAUAAUACAAUUAACUAGCAUUGUGGUUAGUUUUGAGAACAGCAGCAAAAGCCAAAAUAACAAUAACAACAACAACAACCACAAGAGUUGCAUAUGUUUAACAAAUGCAUAUGUUUAAAAUGUUUGCUAUCUCAAUAAAUCUGACAAGUAUUUAAAAAA